CUCGAGAUCAACAUUCAGAAUCAAACCUCUUUGAAAUUAUCUCGUUGCUUGUGAUAUUUCAAUUCUGGUCUCUUUUUUUUCAGUCCACAAUUAUUGAGUCUACAACUUUUCAGUCUGGACUUCAAUAUUCACAUUAUCAUACUCAAUACUUAGUAUUUCAAUUGUUACAAUUCACUACAAUUUCUAGUCAUUACAAUGUCCUCUUCGUGCUUCUGCAAACAUUCUGAAGAAACUCCGUUGCUGGUCUUAUCCCCAGAGCUACAAGAACAAUUCUCAGACCCCAACCAUCCGGCCAACUUGAUCUGUGAGUUGUGCCGUCUCUUCUACGAUAACAAUUGGGUCACGGGAACAGGUGGAGGGAUUUCCAUCAGAGACGUUGAUGGAGCUAAUCCCAACUUGGUGUACAUCGCACCUUCGGGAGUUCAAAAGGAAAGAAUUCAGCCCUGGGAAAUGUUCUUGGUCGAAUUGCCCGAGGAAAAGAUUUUGAGAACACCAAAUGAUAUCCCAAAGGAAUUAACCAAAUCCUACAAAUACAAGCCUUCAGCCUGUACGCCAUUAUUCAUGAGCUGUUACACUAUGAGAGAUGCUGGUGCUUGUAUCCACACUCACUCUCAACAUGCUGUGAUGGUGACUUUGUUCUUGGAAGGAAAGAAGGAGUUUGAAAUCAGCCACAUCGAACAGAUCAAAGCUUUACCCAAGUUGGCUCUUAACGAAAAUACUGGAAAAAUUGAAAAAAUCGGCUCCAUGGAAUACUACGAUAAGUUGGUGAUACCCAUCAUUGAAAACACUCCUCAUGAAGAGGACUUGACCGACUCCCUCCAGGAAGCAAUCAAAAACUACCCAGGAACAUCUGCAGUCUUGGUGAGAAGACACGGGAUCUAUGUAUGGGGUGAGACCGUAUGGAAGGCCAAGGUGUAUAACGAAGCAAUCGACUAUCUCUUGGAGUUGGCUGUUAAGAUGCAGCAGUCUGGUAUUCCAACGGUGAAACAGUAGAGAAGUUGUAUAAAGUUUACUGUAGAUAUUAGUUUAUAGAAUUUUGUCUAUUGUACAAUGAAG
Scheffersomyces stipitis CBS 6054 is the source of this 1056-nucleotide messenger RNA. It is a transcript of the gene MTN2, whose product is annotated as methylthioribulose 1-phosphate dehydratase. The record is from RefSeq and is a predicted model, not a curated record. The coding region runs from base 196 to 993 and encodes 265 amino acids. Gene Ontology annotation, cellular component: cytoplasm. The transcript has a single exon. NCBI's taxonomy places the organism in Eukaryota, Fungi, Ascomycota, Pichiomycetes, Serinales, Debaryomycetaceae. Gene Ontology annotation, molecular function: metal ion binding; methylthioribulose 1-phosphate dehydratase activity.